CUUGGAUUCCAGCAACUGUCCUUUCGCCGUUUAUUCGCAAUUCCUGUGCGAUCCGAUCUCUCUGAAACUCUUUCCCCUCUUUUCCCUCUGGUCCCUCUUGGCUCAUCUUCCCCCUCAUCCUCAUCAUGGCCUCUGCCCCGCCCGCCCCGCGGAAAACCUUCACCAUCGGAACGCGCAAGUCGAAGCUUGCUCUGUCGCAGACCGACCUGGUCCAGAAUGCACUGCAGGCAAUCUGGCCAGACCACACGUUCAACAUCCAUUCGCAGGAGACGGCCGGAGACCAGAAUACCACCAUCGCCCUCCGCGAUUUUACGACCAAGAACCUAUGGACGCAAGAGCUGGAGGAGCUGCUGAUCGCUGGAAAGGUGGACUUUAUUGUUCACUCCUUGAAAGAUGUGCCCACCCUCCUGCCCCCCACCUGCACCCUGGGCCCUACAUUGAAGCGCGAGGAUAGCAGAGAUGUUCUAGUGAUGAAGAAGGGCCUGCCGAACAUGAGUCUGGCGGACAUGCCCGCAGGGUCCGUGGUCGGAACUUCCUCGAUUCGCCGCACCGCCCAGCUGGCUCGACGAUACCCUCACCUGAAAAUCAUGGAUGUCCGUGGCAACAUCGGCACGCGGUUGGCUAAGCUGGAUGCGGAGGAUGGACCGUUCACGUGUAUUAUUCUGGCUGCCGCCGGUCUGCUCAGACUGGAUCUACAUGACCGCAUUUCCCAAUAUCUUGAUUCGAAGAACGGUGGAAUGCUGUAUGCCGUUGGACAGGGUGCCUUGGGUAUUGAGAUCCGGAAGGAUGACCAGGUCAUGCAUGAUAUGUUGAAGCAAAUCUGCGAUAUGGAUGCCACAUAUGCUUGCUGGGCCGAGCGAAGCUUGCUGCGAACCCUUGAAGGUGGCUGCAGUGCUCCGCUGGGUGUUGAAACCGAGUGGAUUCAGCUGCCCGACGGAUCCAAGAAACUGAGAAUGCGGUCUAUAGUUGUCAGCGUGGACGGCAAGGAAGAUGCGGAGGUUGAAAUUGAUGGCACCGUCGACUCGGCAGAGUCGGCAGAGGAGUUCGGUGUUUUAGUGGCCAAGGAGUUGGUGGCCAAGGGAGCAGGCAAGAUCUUGGAUGACAUUCAACGAAACAAGCAGACGUCUGCUUAAGUUGUUUAUACUACAGAACAUAUGAUUUCCUCAUCGACAACAUCGAAGGAGGUGCUGGUCUUCUCCCCGAUGUAUGUGAUCAGAGGGCCACGAUUUAGAUACAUACCUCUACAAGGGGAAAAAAAUGAACAUACUGUUCGAGGUCAUAGAUGACUGUCUAUCAUCUAUGCACUGGUUGAAUU
This is a messenger RNA of Aspergillus steynii IBT 23096, 1315 nucleotides long. RefSeq names its product porphobilinogen deaminase. NCBI's taxonomy places the organism in Eukaryota, Fungi, Ascomycota, Eurotiomycetes, Eurotiales, Aspergillaceae. Gene Ontology annotation, biological process: heme biosynthetic process. The record is from RefSeq and is a predicted model, not a curated record. The coding region runs from base 126 to 1133 and encodes 335 amino acids. The transcript has 2 exons. Gene Ontology annotation, cellular component: cytoplasm. Gene Ontology annotation, molecular function: hydroxymethylbilane synthase activity.